AAAAAACAAAAUUUUUUGGGGUGCUACUUCAAUAAUUGGGGCUAUUCCCCUCCUCUUAUUACCACCUAUGAUGGUAUUCCUUUAAAAGUAUGGUAUGUGACGAAUCUAUAAUGCACGUCUCAUACACUGCAGUAUAACACAAACGGUAUAAGUAUUAUUCGUUUUGAUUUCCGCGGUGAAGAACAACACGCUGCGGUGUGCGACUGAAUUAAUAAAAUAUCUAGGGAAUUCGUCACAACAAAAACAACUGCCUAUAAUUAUAGCUGUAGCCGGUAAUUGAUAACCAGAAGUGUAAACAAAAUAUUAUUACACAAGAACACACCUACUCAAACAUCAUGUACAAUUAUUUAGCUUGUCAGAAACAACGCAAAAACAACGGUAAUAAUAAUAAUAGUAACAAUAACAAUCGAGUAACCAACGUAGUUGAAUCGUUGUAGUUAGGAUUCAUAAUAAUAGUGCUUUAUAAAAAUUUGACUAUUGGAAUAAACGUGCAAGCUCAUUUUACGACCGUAUUCGCGUAGGUAUUGGUCGACUCAGUAGUAGUGUGUACCUGGUAAUGUAUAGUAUUAGUAGUAAACUAGUAUGCUAAUAAUUAAUAUAAUAUUAUACGACUGUAGGUAAUUGUAUACUAUGCAUUAUGCUGCAAGUAGAUAUUAUUAUGUCGAGAUGUAUGCGAUACGAUUUUUCACACUUACGGUACCAUUAUAGUAAUAUGUAGCUGAGACUCUGAGAGGAUAUGAAAUGUUGCAAAUGAUUACUAAAUUGCUGACACUAAUGGUUAGCGGAAAUGAAACGACUAAAAACAAAGGAUAUGACAGCCAAUAUUACAUUGCGGCUGUCGUCGAGUACCACCCCAUUUUGGGUUCCAAUCCGUUACAGUCAAUGCAGAACAAUUUACCAAUUUAUGAGGACAUUAUUCACCAUGCUAGUCAAUAUGAUGUUGAUAUAUUGGUUUUCCCGGAAGCUGGUUUGACCGGAGUUACCUUACCCGAUAAUCGAAAAGAAAUCAAAACAUUUUUAACAGAGAUUCCAUCUCCAGAAAGUAACACUAUUCCAUGUUUUACUAAAUACUGCAGUACAGUGUUGAAUAAGCUGUCAUGUGCGGCUAGACUUCAUCAUAUGUAUGUGGUAGUAAAUUUACCAGAAAUAGAGUAUUGCAAAACAGAAGAUGACGACUCGUGUCCAGAAGAUUUAGCAAAUUAUUAUAAUACAAACGUGGUGUUUAAUAGGGAAGGAAGAAUCGUAGCUAGGUAUAGAAAAUUUAAUUUAUUUGGAGAAUUAGGAUUUAAUCAUACUAGCUCAUCAGAAUUAUGCACGUUCGACACUGAUUUCGGUGUGAGAUUUGGAAUGUUUAUUUGCUUUGAUAUACUAUUUCAAGAUCCCGCAGCUCGGCUUAUUCGUGAAACAGGCGUUAAGGAUAUUAUAUUUUCAACGGCUUGGUUUUCAGAAAUUCCUCUGCUGACAGCUGAUUCUGUGCAAGCUGGCUGGGCAUAUACCAAUGAUGUGAAUCUAAUAGCAGCUAGUUACAACGCUCCAUCAAUGGGUGGUGGAGGUAGUGGCAUUUACGCUGGUCGGGACGGACCAUUAGUCAUGUUCAUGCCUGACCGACCUGGCACUCAGAUAAUACUGUCAAGAGUGUUGAAAAGACAAUACAACAACUGUAAUAUACAAUCAAAGAAAUGUUCGAUCGAUAGUAACUAUCAGACAUUUAUGUCAGAUAACCUUGUCUUACCUUAUGGUAAAGAAAAAUCCUCACCAAAUAGAAACCGGCCCAGUGAUUUUAGGUUCUUCGUGGACAACAGCUUUAAGGAUUUCCACGUGGUGACCAUGCGGUCCGAGGAUCCGGACGCUGAACAACAUGACGACACACUCUCCGCGUCAUUCCAGUACGAGCACGACGGGUUCGAAUGCGCGAUGACGGUGCGCUGGCGGAACGAGAACAACAACGACACGACGGAAUACAACUUGUUCGCGUACUCCGGUACCCGGACGUUCAGCGGGUUCGUGGACGCGCACAUCGAGACGUGCGGGCUGACCACGUACAAGCCGGGCGGCUCGGCACCCGGCCAAUACGGCGGUGCCGUCGUGUACUACGACCCUCCCAAGGAUCUGGUCACCAUCACCGGCAUCACGAUCGCCGCCAGGUCACCGGACCUCGGCACGUUGCCCAUACCCAGCACGUUGGACACGAACAGCUAUCCGCUCGCCAACGACUACUACACGUUCAGCAAGCGGACGGUAACGGUCGGCAAGCGGAAAAUGUUGGAGAUCAACAUGGAGCUGUCCAAGCCGGUCGCCAACCUGGUCACGUUCGGCAUCUACAAGCUACCGCGGCGCGUGAACCGUGGUUGACACGAUAGGCGAUCGCACAGUCAUUAUUGCCCAUACUACCUGUAUAAUUAUAGUAAUGCUAAUGUUGCAUAAUAGUAUAAUUUAUGUGACGUCGGCGCAGGCGCAUUUACCGUUUUAUUUAUUGCGCAGUGCACACGUCAUUUCCUAUACAAGACAUAUUAUUAUUAUUAUUUUCUAACUUAUAAUAAUAUUAAGAUGCCCUACGGCCUACACUACAAUUGUAUAAUAGGUACCUAAAUUUUUAUAUAUAAUGCCACUCGAAUAAAUAUUUUUUAGCACGUUUCUAGUACCUACCUAUGUUUAAUCGUAUCUGUAGGGGACUCUGAGGAGGGGCAUGUCCAUUCCUCUAGGGCCGUCAC
This is a messenger RNA of Acyrthosiphon pisum (pea aphid), 2711 nucleotides long. Its product is annotated as vanin-like protein 2. The record is from RefSeq and is a predicted model, not a curated record. The transcript is spliced from 7 exons. Lineage: Eukaryota; Metazoa; Arthropoda; Insecta; Hemiptera; Aphididae. Bases 742 to 2352 code for a protein of 536 amino acids. Gene Ontology annotation, molecular function: hydrolase activity, acting on carbon-nitrogen (but not peptide) bonds, in linear amides.